GACUGUGGCAGCUGAAGUGAGGAAGCAAGUAUCUCGAGAAUAUGGUAACUCUCCACAACUUUCGAAGAAGCGCGGUGGCAUCCCCCAGUCGGUGCCUCUGACAGAAGUGGUGGAACCAGUAGACUUUGAGGAGUACCUCUCCAGCCACCUGCCAGAUGCUGAGCCUGGCCCACUUCGUGACCUGGUUGAGUUUCCUGGUGAUGACUUGGAGGUGAUCCAUGAACCCCGAGAUUGUCGGACACUGGAACCGGGAGUCCCUGAAGAUGGGAAACAAGAUGCCCGAGUACGGGAUGCUGUACAAGUCUAUACAGAAAACUGGGUUAUUGUCCAGAGGAAGUAUCAAAGGCUGAGUACCAUGUAUAAUGCCAUCACUCCUGAGAAACAGAGGGAAAGACAGAAAGGGUUGCCAAGGCAGGUCUUUGAACUUGAUGAAGUAGCCGAAGAGCGGAACAGUCAGGGGGAUGCG
Molecule: messenger RNA, 466 nt
Organism: Anolis sagrei ordinatus
Lineage: Eukaryota; Metazoa; Chordata; Lepidosauria; Squamata; Anolidae
Source: RefSeq, a predicted model, not a curated record